CGUUCUCUUACGACACACAAGAUACAAGAAGCGCUUUCUAAACGGAAAAUUUUGUUUCAACUCUCAAUCGCACAACUAUGGGUCAUCACAUUUUCUUUUUCUAUGUGACUUUUAUUACUCAAGUGGCGUUCAGCUCAGGUGCUGAGCGCGAGGUUACAGCAAAAAUUCACGAGAGAUUCUUGCUGCCCUGCCCCACAUUUAGCGAUCCAGAAAAUGUUACAAGUAUCGGUUGGUACGGCUGCUCUAACGAUGAUUGCGAACAUGACUGGAACAAGUUCCUGAUAGCGUAUGUUGAAAAUAUGACAGAUACAAUUGCCGAUAACCCAAAUUUUGAACUUCACACCAACCACACCUUAGUUAUCAAGAAGGUACUACCUGUGGAUGAUGGAAAAAUGUUUAUUUGCAUUGUCAAGGAGAAGCUCGUAGGGAGAAGUAUGUCCACGACGAUCCUCCAUAUAGCCAAAGGGGGGAAGGAUAACUGGGAAACCCUGAGAAAAGAGCGGUGCAAGGACGAGAAGCAACAGAAACCCACUUGUAACGCCAGGGACCGUUUAUUGAGGGUCCGGUAGCUUAACGUGGCCUCAAAAUUUUCUGUUUUCAUUUACGUUGGGAGCUUCAACAGUUCUGAAACAAGUUUACAAUGAGACUGUCUGUUAAAGAAACAAAUUGGACCGAACCGCCAAAAUUAAUACCAAAUAGUCCUCGAUGGAUCAAUGUCGUUGAAGGAAUGGAUCUUUAUAUGGAUGCGCUUGUGCGUGGCUAUCCUUCCCCCUUGGUAACUUGGAGCCAUGACGGGCUCUUCUUACAGAAUACGUGGAAUAACGAUUCAGAAACAAGUCUUUUAAUUCGCAGUGUCACUGUAUAUCAAGGCGGAAGAUACACCUGUUAUGCCAAGAAUCCAUUUGGAGAUAACAUCUUCACCAU
This is a messenger RNA of Pocillopora verrucosa, 924 nucleotides long. The record is from RefSeq and is a predicted model, not a curated record. NCBI's taxonomy places the organism in Eukaryota, Metazoa, Cnidaria, Anthozoa, Scleractinia, Pocilloporidae.